Messenger RNA from Phalaenopsis equestris, 993 nucleotides. RefSeq names its product transmembrane protein 136-like. The record is from RefSeq and is a predicted model, not a curated record. Lineage: Eukaryota; Viridiplantae; Streptophyta; Magnoliopsida; Asparagales; Orchidaceae. Gene Ontology annotation, cellular component: membrane.
UUUAGCAGCAGCACCAUCUGUUUCCUGAAAGCUCAAAUUAGAUGGAGGAUUACAUACUGAACUGGAUUUUUUCUGGAGUUGUUUUUUGGGCUACAACUUUCAUAAUCGUUAGAGGAGCUCUUCUCAACUUCUGCAACAGAAUCGUCUCCACAAUCCAUGCCCUGCUUGCUGUCUCAUUGUCUAUCACUUCCGUGCAGGAUUGGAGCUGUCCAGUUUGCCCUCUGGCAUCAAAAUCUUCUCACUUACAGAUGAAAAUACUAGCAGUCUCUCUUUCAUAUCUGAUCUAUGAUUUGGUUUGCUGCCAAUUCGAGAAACAAGCGAGUAUCGACAACACGGUGCAUCAUGCCAUAAGCAUAGUUGGCAUUGGAUCAGGCCUUGUCUAUGAAAGAUGUGGAUCUGAAAUGGUUGCUACCUUAUGGAUCACUGAGAUAUCCAGUCCUUUUUUGCACAUGAGGGAGAUUCUUAAAGAACUGGGUUGCAAAGAUACAGACCUUAAUUUAGCAUUUGAUAUUCUCUUUGCAGUCAUCUUCUCCCUGGCAAGAAUGGUUGGAGGACCAUACCUCACUUACUUAACUUUGACGGCAGAGAAUCCCAUUCUUGUCAAGAUGAUGGCAUUGGGGUUGCAGCUGGUGAGUGCUUUCUGGUUCUACAAGAUCCUCAGAAUGGUAAGAUACAAAUUGAACAAAAGAAUGGCAUUUGAUAAGCCAACUAAAGUUGAAAGAUGAAGAAGCUUCAUUGUUCUGCUGGAUUAGCAGCAGCCAAAAUUAACUUUUUUAAUUGGAUCCAACUGCGCAUUGUUCUUCAGAGUGUUUGCUGUUUAUGUCAACUGUUGAGCAAUAUGAAAGAGUUGUUAAGUGUCUAUUUUGUAUUUCCUGCCUGAUUUAUGCUAGCAUAGACUGUUAAAUAUGAAGAAAAUAACAGUUUGUUUUUUCCAUUUUAUGUCAUAUAAUUCGAAAUGUAGGCAUUGUUAUAAAUAAAGUAUUCUUCUCAGUU